AUACAUAAUUGUGCCUGGGGAGGAUUUGUGGGUCAGAGCAGAGGAACGGGGCCCUGACUAGGCCUGUUCCUUCGUCUCUGUUACCCCCGUGAAAGUUGGCACCCAGUGAGAUUUUAUACAAUCUAGGCUUGAUAAGGACUAAUUUGAAGAAACUGUCAGAGCCUUCAUUCUCUUCUCACUCCGCAACAGUCCUCUCCCCGCCCUUCCGCUGCUACUGUCACGGACCCUGGACUCCAUACUGGGACCCUUUACAGCUUGAACCUGUCUGCUCCACGGAGAUCACAGCCAGCCAUGAAGUGCCGUUUCAUCUUCAUUUUCAUGAUUGCCGCUGGUGUUGCUCUGGAAAGUUCUCUUGAAAAGAUGAAAACACUAGAAGAGUUCACCAUUCCUUACCUGGUCUAUCUGGAGGCCAACCCAGAGCCCUGUGUGGGAUCGCUAAUUCACCCCAAGUGGGUCUUGACAGCUGCUCACUGCUCCUUACCUAAAAAAAUCCGCCUGGGAGUUUAUCAACCCAGCACCAAAAAUACGAACGAGCAGUUGCAGAAUUACUCAUUGACUGUGACUCACCCUGAAUUUGAUGGAAAAUCCCUGAAAAAUGACCUUAUGUUGAUAAAACUCUCCAAGAGUGCUGAUUUUGGCCUUCAUGUGGGAACUAUAGCCAUAGCUAUUGAACCUGUGUCACUUACUGACUCCUGCUUUAUCCCAAGCUGGACCUGGAAUAACUAUAAAAAUCUCACUGACCCAGAUAUCCUGACAUGGAUAAACCAACACUUCCUUUCCUCCCAAAAGUGCCUGAAUAUGCUCCAGAGACAAGAGCAAAGAACCUCAGUGAACAUCUUGUGUGUAGGAAAACCUCUAAUUGUCCUAUCUAACAUUAAGGUUGGUUCAAGCUUGAACCAGGAAGGGAAGACCAACUUGGAUGUUCAGAGAGGGCUGGAAGUCUCAGCAUCUCCGGCCAUCUGCAGUGGGCGAGUACAUGGAAUCUUGUCCUGGACCAAAGGAGUCAUCACUCUGGGAAGUGAAGGGUUCUUCACAGAGGUUCAUCCUUAUGCAAGAUGGAUCAUGGAGAUCAUCAGUACCCACUGAGAUGCCCCCUCAACAUCAUGUCUGCAUGAUUUCUACUGGAUCCACAACUCUCUUUAUCGUACUCAUUCUUCAUCAAAAUACAAGGUGAAAGCAUUCAAUAAAAAGGCC
This is a messenger RNA of Fukomys damarensis (Damara mole-rat), 1194 nucleotides long. RefSeq names its product probable inactive serine protease 58. Gene Ontology annotation, molecular function: serine-type endopeptidase activity. The transcript has 6 exons. Gene Ontology annotation, biological process: proteolysis. The record is from RefSeq and is a predicted model, not a curated record. NCBI's taxonomy places the organism in Eukaryota, Metazoa, Chordata, Mammalia, Rodentia, Bathyergidae. The coding region runs from base 292 to 1086 and encodes 264 amino acids.